UUUCCCAUUAUGGCGUUCAGUGUACAACACGUUCGUGCAAUCGCUAUUACACUCCCAAUCAUUGCCACUUUGGCGGUGGCAGCUCGUUUUUAUGUCCGAAAACUCAAGAAGGCGAAGUAUGGAGCAGAUGACUGGACAAUACUCACAAGUUUGAUUCUCACAUGGGCAUUGACAGGAAUCGUGCUGAGGGGCACUGUGAUCGGUGUAUACGGGGGGUAUCACCCACCUACAGCACGUGUUGACGCUGGCAUGAUCGUAAUGACGAAGUUCCACUUCUCUCUAUGGCUAAUGGCCAUCGCAUGCGUCGGAAUGAUCAAGAUCAGCGUCCUACUACUCUACCGCCGUGUCUUCUUCGCAGAGCGAAUCUUCUACAUCUAUUGCACCUGCCUAUGCGUAGCUGUCGCUCUGUGGGCAACCGGCUUCUUCUUCGCCAGGGUAUUCAUGUGCGGGAAAGACGUAUCGUUGUUCUGGAAAGGCUUCGCGAUCUAUAAGCGGAAAUGCGUGAUCUACCCUAUUUCCAACGGCUUCGGGAUAUCGGAUAUCAUCACCGACGCACUUGUUGUGAUCUCGCCUAUUCCGAUUGUUUGGCGUUUGCGCUUGCCAAAGUUGCAGCGCGCGGGUGUUGUCGGUAUGUUUGCUUUGGGGUUUCUAUCAACGGCUGCCGGUGCUGCGAGAGGGUAUAUUGUACUAUCGGCUAACCACGAAGCUCGCAAGAUCCCAGUUCAUCCUGUCGUUCUCGGAACCAACGUAGCGGUCUGGUCAGUUAUCGAAAUCACAAUGGCAGUGAUUGCGGCGUGUCUAGUCACCCUUCGCCCAUUAGUAAGCGGUGAGCAUGUAAAAGUACUCACCAGGCGCAUCAAAUCUGCCAUAUCGCUUCUUCUCCUACGAUCCUCCUCAUCACGGCUCUCGAGAGAUGGCUCGACGGAUCUUAGAAACGGUGAAGACUCGGACUCUAACCAGCACCAUGAUAAGGAGCAGUACUUUGAGUCGGGCUCUGAAUCUUCUGCUCGUGUGUGA
Periconia digitata is the source of this 1017-nucleotide messenger RNA. Lineage: Eukaryota; Fungi; Ascomycota; Dothideomycetes; Pleosporales; Periconiaceae. The record is from the annotation of a GenBank genome assembly.